Messenger RNA from Chrysoperla carnea, 2656 nucleotides. RefSeq names its product zinc finger protein 568-like. Bases 137 to 2623 code for a protein of 828 amino acids. NCBI's taxonomy places the organism in Eukaryota, Metazoa, Arthropoda, Insecta, Neuroptera, Chrysopidae. The record is from RefSeq and is a predicted model, not a curated record. Gene Ontology annotation, molecular function: zinc ion binding. Gene Ontology annotation, cellular component: nucleus. The transcript has 4 exons.
AAUAUAUCGGUCUCUAAAAACACUAAAGGUUGGAAACCCUGGCUAGGGCUGAUCGUCCUAAAGAACAUAACCAAAAUUAGCAAGAAAGAUCAGAUGUUAUUACUUCUAGUUCUAUGAAAAUUACCGACUUUGUAAAAUGGCUGAUAAAAUGGUUGAUAAAAAGAAAAUUAUAAAAGAAGAUAUCGAUGUAUCGUGUUUGCUGUGCCUUGAAAAUCGCAAUAGAGUUUUCGAUUUAAAUAACAAGCUAGCAGAUACAAUAAAUGAUGUGUUAUUUAUUAAGCUUGAAAAUGUUAUCAAAUUACCGAAACGUAUAUGUUAUCGGUGUUAUUUUAUUGUGGAAUAUAUGCGUGAUUUUCGUAAUGUGACUGUACGUAAUGUAACCGUAGCAGAAAAUAAAUUAAUAGAAGAUAAUUCGUCAAUAAUAUACGAUAAACCAUUAAUAUUUAAUAUUAUAACUGACAAAGUCCUUAAGGAACAAAACAUACCUUAUAAUUUGAAUGUUACUGAGUAUAUCAAUAAACAAAUGGAAGAAAAAGAUAACGAUGUAUUAAUUAUACCUCAAUCGUACAGAGAUGCGAGUCUUAACGAAGACGAUAUAUUACCAUUUAAGCAAACAAUUUUUCAAUGCACAAACUGUCCAAUGACAUAUAAUAAAAAAACUAGUUUAGUGCACCACGAACGUAAACAUAGAAGACAGCAACGUAAAGAACGUAUCCAUAAAGUAGUAAGCAGUCGUUCAAAAGUGUAUUCAUGCAACGUGUGUGAAUCGGAAACAGUAUAUUCGACGAUCACAGAAUUACGUGAACAUAAAAAGUUACAUGUUUCAUCAAUGUGUUGCAGACUGGGCUGUGGAACAGAUUUUAAUGCCUCUCUUGAGAGAGAAUUUCAUGAAUCGAUUUGUAAUCAAAGAUUUUCGUCAAAUGAUUUAGAACAACCGGGAGUUCGUACCAGAUCUAGAAGUCGUCUAGGUUCUGUAUCAACCAGUAGAUGUCCAUCGAUCGACUCUUAUCGUACAUUCCAUAGAUCAGGUUGGAGUUCAGAUGAAAGUGGCGAUUCGAAUUCUGGAAGAACAUCUAUAAAAAGUCAAAGAAAGCGCAAAAGUAGUUAUGCGAGAAGUGUUAAUUCGGAUGUUUCAAAUUGUUCCACAAUAACAACAGAUACUAGCAGACAUAAAAAUUUAAAAAAUUCAAGUCGAAAUGAAUCAGCAUUAAGAAAUGGAGAUCAGUCACCUGACUCUAUAAGAUCAGCUAGACCUAGGACUAGAAAACAGUCAAUUAAGGAGACGGACAGUGUGAAAUCUUAUCCAGAAUUUUUGGAUAGAAUUAACUCUGCAUCUACAGGCUUUCAACCAAAAAACAUCGUAGAAUCAAUAUAUUACCUUAAAAACAGCAAACAAGAAACAAAAUCAAAAGAAAAGUUUCAUUGCUGCAAAUGUAAAUUUUCGAGAUAUGAUGUGGACGAGGUUUCUAAACAUGAAACUAAAAAACAUAAUAUUCAGCCGUGGUUUCCGUGCAACGAGUGUAGGAAAACAUAUACCAACCGAAAAUUAUUGGAUCAUCAUAAGAGUGUAACACAUAAUAUUGGUCCAUUAGUAUGUGCCAUCUGUUCAGAAAUCUUUACAAUUCAACAAGACUUACAGUUACAUUUAUAUAAUCAUAGAAACACACAAAAUGAAUGUUGCAUUGCCUGUGAUAAAAAAUUCUUAACUCUAGCACAAUUAAAAGUACAUAUUGAUGGUGAGACAGAUGAAAAACAUAAGUUAUUUAAAAUAGCAUUCCAGCUUCAAACGCCAUUUAAUAAUGAUACUCAACUCGAAGACGAUACUCAACUUGAUGAUAAUUUUCAGAUUGUUGAAGUUGUUUCCUUGCAAUCAAGUCGUCCCAGCACUCCGUACUCAUCCUUAACAAACGACGACGUUGAAUUAUCUGAAUUAUCCCUGGAUUUUAAUGAUCAAUCAUCUGUGGAUUUUAAUGACCAAUCAUCCCUGGAUCGUAAUGCCCAAUCAUCCCUGGAUCGUAAUGCCCAAUCAUCCCUGGAUCGUAAUGACCAAUCAUUCCUGGAUCGUAAUGCCCAAUCAUCCCUGGAUCGUAAUGACCAAUCGUCCUUGGAUCGUAAUGGCCAAUCAUCCAUGGAUCGUAAUGCCCAAUCAUCUCUGGAUCGUAAUGCCCAAUCAUCCCUGGAUCGUAAUGACCAAACAUCCCUGGAUCGUAAUUCCCAAUCACCCCUGGAUCGUAAUGCCCAAUCAUCCCUGGAUCGUAAUGACCAAUCAUCACUGGAUCGUAAUGGCCAAUCAUCUCUGGAUCGUAAUGACCAAUCAUCCCUGGAUCGUAAUGACCAAACAUCCCUGGAUCGUAAUUCCCAAUCAUCUCUGGAUCGUAAUGCCCAAUCAUCCCUGGAUCGUAAUGACCAAUCAUCCCUGGAUCGUAAUGGCCAAUCAUCUCUGGAUCGUAAUGACCAAUCAUCCCUGGAUCGUAAUGACCAAUCAUCCCUGGAUCGUAAUGGCCAAUCAUCCCUGGAUCGUAAUGAGCAAUCAUCCGUCGAAUUUAAUAAUGUUAAUACCGAAAUUGUCAUUGAAAAUACUAUUCCAGAUGAUUUUAUUCAAGUUCAUGAACAAAUACAAUAAGUUUAAAUAUUUUGUAGUAAAAAAAACUUGGAU